AUGCUAGCAGAACAUGCCCUGCAACCCCUGCAACCACCGCACCCCCCAUCAACCACCUCCCACCCCUCUCCACCCAGGAGUGUGCGGGAUCUAGGAGUCUCAGACGAGAGAAUCAUCCUCAUGCUAGCAGACAACAUGCCCUGCAGCAACCCCCGCAACCCCCACCCCCCGCAACCCCCACCCCCUGCAACCCCCACCCCCUGCAACCCCCGUAACCCCCAGACUCCCUUCAACCACCCCCAACCACUCUCAACCGCUCUCCACCCUUCCAUGUUACCAGGAGUGAGUGUGCGGGAUCUGGGUGUAUCAGAUGAGAGAAUCAUCCUCAUGCUCGCAGACAACAUGCCCUGCAACCCCCGCAACCCCCACCCUGGCCGUGUCUUCCACAGCCCCGACCACCGCCUCAACCUCUAUGGGGAGCACGUGGAGGUGGACUACCGCGGGGCGGAAGUGACAGUGGAUGCCUUCCUGCGCCUGCUGACCGGGCGGCACGAUUCGUCCGUUCCGCGCAGCAAGCGGCUUCUCUCGGACGGCAGCAGUCGCAUCCUCAUCUACCUCACGGGCCACGGGGGAGACAAGUUCCUCAAGUUUCGGGAUAAGGAGGAGCUGCAGGCGCAGGACUUAGCUGACGCGUUUCACCACAUGCACCAGCAGCACAGGUACCAUUCAAUCCUCCUUAUGAUCGACACAUGCCAGGCGCAAACACUCUACUCCGAGAUCUACUCCCCAGGCAUCGUCUCUGUCGCCAGCAGUGCCAAGGGCGAGAUGUCCUACUCCUACCUGCCUGACCUCGAUCUGGGAGUGACAGUGGUAGAUCUCUUCACGUACCACACGCUGCAGUUUCUGCAUCAAAUCAACGCUCGCUCCAACGCCUCCCUCGCCAGUCUCUUUGAGUCGUACGAUCCAGCCUUCCUCAUGUCCACUCCGGGCUACCGCAGCUUCAACUUCCCCGCGCCUCUGCACCAGGUGCCAGUCACUGACUAUGUCGCUUCAGUCAUGCCUGUCCAGAUAACACCUGCCCCGUACCCUCUCUCUUCCACCGACAUAACCUCGUCCGAAGCGAUCAAGGCAGAGAGUGUAGGAGGAGGAGAGAGCUGUGCAGCAGAGGGAGGAGGUGAUGGAAGGGGUGGUGUGAGGGAGGGGAAUGGUGGGGGCGAGGAAGCAAGGCGUGGGAAGGGCUUGGAGACGGGAAAGGACUGGACGCUGGACAAUGCCGUGAUGUGGUUUGGGGACCGUAAGCAUGAAGAGGUGUUUGCGAGUCAUUCCCAAGUGGGCGGGUGGGCACUGAUGGGGCUAUCAGUUCUGACCCUUGUUGGAGCUGUGUGGGGCCCAUGGCGUAAUUUGGGCAUCGCAUAA
Molecule: messenger RNA, 1356 nt
Organism: Closterium sp. Naga37s-1
Lineage: Eukaryota; Viridiplantae; Streptophyta; Zygnematophyceae; Desmidiales; Closteriaceae
Source: the annotation of a GenBank genome assembly